Molecule: messenger RNA, 2602 nt
Organism: Penaeus chinensis
Lineage: Eukaryota; Metazoa; Arthropoda; Malacostraca; Decapoda; Penaeidae
Product: lysosomal acid glucosylceramidase-like
Exons: 12
Coding region: 253-1836 (527 amino acids)
Biological process (GO): glucosylceramide catabolic process
Molecular function (GO): glucosylceramidase activity
Source: RefSeq, a predicted model, not a curated record
AGAGUCCGUCCACACGUGCUCCCAAAUAGCGAGUCACGCCUUCGCCUUCCGGGAAGCUGGGACAGAGGAGCCCUUAUCAUGCCUCCUGCGCCUUGUCAAUUGCAAAAAACCCUAUCGCAGAGUAGCAUGCCUUGACAUCGCGCAUUAUUCCACUCAAGAUACAGAUCUCCACCGGCAUCGUUACGUCCAACUCUCAGAUAAAAACAGUAGAUAGCGGCGGAGGCAGCGGGAGGAACCACCGAUCUCUUAGAUAUGGCACAUCUCUGGAAUGCUGUUCUUGCGGUGAUUGUGGCAGUGGUUGCGGGGCGAGCUCAGGCUGCUGGAGAAUGCAAGAGCCGUAACUUUGGCCACGGAAGUGUUGUGUGUGUUUGCAACUCUUCGCACUGCGAUGAACUAGCCCCAAUCAAGCCAGAAAGACCAGGGGAAGCGCUUAUAGUCACAUCAAGCAAGUCAGGUGCAAGAUGGAGGAUGGAAUACAAAGCAUUUUCUGACUUCAGCAAUGAGAUAAUUUCAUCUGGUCCUGUUCUUGAACUUGAAAUAAACAGUAAUGUGUUUUACCAAGAAAUCAUUGGCUUUGGAGGUGCGUUCACUGAUGCUGCUGGUCUCAACAUCCUUUCUCUCCCAGACACCUUGCAAGAUGAGGUCCUCAGAGCAUAUUACUCUAAUACUGGCCUCGAGUACUCAAUGGGACGGGUUCCAAUCGGUGGAACAGAUUUCAGCACUCGUCCAUAUACUUAUGAUGACCUAAAACCUGGGGAAACAGACCCCACUUUGGCAAAGUUUGCAUUAGCUCCAGAGGACCUGAAGUAUAAGAUACCACUAAUUCAAAGGGCAGCAAAGAUCUCAAAAAAGCCAAUCAAACUGUUUGGCUCUGCCUGGGGAGCUCCGGCUUGGAUGAAGAACAAUGGCAAGAUUUGGGGUAAAGGGAAGCUCAAUACCAGUGCAUAUACAACAUGGGCUAAUUACCAUGUCAAAUUUCUGGAAAGUUAUGCAAAACACAACAUCAGUUUUUGGGGUUUGACUACUCAGAAUGAACCAACUGAUGGCCUUGUCAAGGAUUUCCAGUUCAAUGCUAUUGGUUGGACCCCACAGGAGCAGGCAGAAUGGAUAGGAAAACAUCUUGGCCCUACCCUGAAGAACCACAGUUUAUCCUCUGUCAAGAUCAUGAUAAUGGAUGACAACCGACUGCUCUUGCCCAAGUGGGUAGAAGAUGUAAUGGCUGAUAAAGAGGCACAGUCCUAUGUAUCUGGUGUUGGCAUUCAUUGGUACCUGGAUUUUGUAACUCCUGCCUUGGCCCUUGAUCUCACACAUGAACGAUUCCCUGACUUGUUUUUGCUCUAUACUGAGGCUUGUACAGGUCAGUGGCCAUGGCAACCACUUAAAGUUGUCUUAGGGUCGUGGGUGCGGGCAGAGGACUAUGCAUCUGACAUCAUUGAGAACCUCCAACAUUGGGUAUCAGGCUGGACUGAUUGGAACCUGGCGCUGGAUGUCAAGGGAGGACCUAACUGGGUGAAAAAUAAUGUUGACUCACCCAUUAUUGUCAAUGCUCCCCGCAAGGAAUUCUACAAGCAACCAAUGUAUUAUGCGCUGGCCCAUUUCACAAAGGCUUUGCCCGAAGGAAGCCGUCGAAUCGAUCUCAGUGCCACAAUGCUCUCUGACUCUGUGUCCCUCCCUGUGUAUAGAGUAGCCUUUGCUCAGCCAGACAACACCAUAGUGCUUUUCAUUGUUAAUCGAUAUCACAGUCAGGUCCAAAUGAGGAUUUCAGACAAGAUGCUGGGGCAGUUUGACAUGUAUGUGGAUGCACACACUAUCAUGACAAUUGCUUGGAAGAACUAGCUGUUCAUGGCAUUUAAGACAUGUUUAUGUAUUUUUCCACAGUGUUAAUGGGGUUUUAAGAUAAUAUCAAAAUAAGCUAUUAUCUUACUGGUGCUGAAAAUUAAGCAUAGAUAAGUGAUUAACCUGUUGGAUCGUGGCAUGCAUGUGGCCCAAAAUCCAGGCAUUAGGCUUACUUGAGUGGCUACUCUCCUAGGCUUUUGGCUUGUUGACUCAGUAUCAUGACUCCUUGCCUCCACUUAGUAAGCAAGCCCCAUCCUAAAGACCCACUGACUAAAUCUCAGUUAUUAUGGCAACAAAUUACCACGAUGAAAUGUUCCUGUCAACAGCCCCUUGGCCAAAUUUUUUCCUUGACAAGACAUUCCGGUCACAUGCCCCUUGGCCAAAUUUUAUCCAUGACAAGACAUUCCGGCUAAUUUUUUCGAUGACAAUACAUUCCAGUCACAUGCCCCUUGGCCAAAUUUUUUCUUGAAAAGAUUUCCACGUAACCUAGAUCCAACAGGUUAAGUGACAAGUUUUUGUUGUGAUUUGUGAAAGAGUUUGCCUUAGUUUACAAUUUUGGGAUUUGUAAUCAGUCUUUCAUGUAGAAGAAAGGUAUCUCAGAUAGCCUUCCCUUUCUUCACACUAUCCUGUGAUAGGAAGAUUAGCAACAUUCCUGUUUGUUCUUCUUCUUCUUCUUCUUCUUCCUUCUGUUGUUCACCUUUUUCUUCUUUUUCUUCUUUUCCUCCUCCUCCUCCUCCUCCUCCUCCUCCUCCUCCUCCUCCUCCUC